Salvia splendens (bonfire salvia) is the source of this 1730-nucleotide messenger RNA. RefSeq lists its product as uncharacterized. NCBI's taxonomy places the organism in Eukaryota, Viridiplantae, Streptophyta, Magnoliopsida, Lamiales, Lamiaceae. Gene Ontology annotation, molecular function: protein dimerization activity. The record is from RefSeq and is a predicted model, not a curated record. Bases 939 to 1589 code for a protein of 216 amino acids. The transcript has 4 exons.
AAUAGGUUUGAAAUGCAUGAUUUGGUGUAUGUUAAAUACAAGACAGAUCAUUUUUGGUCCUCAACAUAUAACCAAAAUACGAAUUUGGUCCAAAACAUUCACUUUUUGAAAAACAGAUUCAUAACAAAUGAAAUCCUUGUCGGAAUGGUUCUUUUUUUACAGUUCCGUAAAAAAACUAACGGUCAUGCCAAAGUGCAAUUAGCGUUGACCAUGAGUUUUUUUUGACGUAACCAGUGUUGUUAAUUUGUCGCCCGGGUCGCCCAGGUCGCCCGGGUCGAGACCUGCACCGCCCCAACAUGGGUGGGUAGAUCGAGAUACAUGGGGCGCGCUGGGUCGGCUGGGUCGGCUGGGUCGGCGGGGUCGAGCGAUUUGGUAAGAUGGGCGUGCUGAACAUGAUGAGAAGAUAUACGAAUAAGAGAGAGUUACUUAGGCCGGCAGUCACUAGAUUUGCUACUUCCUUCAUCACUUUGAGGUCCAUCCAUAACCAGCGGCAGAAUCUCAGAAAAAUGUUCACCAGUGAUGAAUGGACUACUAGUCAGUGGUACAAAGAGGCAUCCGGAAAACAGGCAACUACUACUGUGUUGAAUGAUGCUUAUUGGAGACAUAUUGUACAUGCACUCAAAUUGGGUUCUCCUCUUAUUGAGGUGUUGAGAAUGGUUGAUGCUGAGCGCAAGCCCGCGAUGGGUUAUAUUUAUGAGGCUAUGGAUCGUUGUAAAUAGACCAUUUCCAAGUCAUUCAACGGAAACGAAGACAAGUAUAAGAGAGCAUUUGAUGUAAUUGACUCUAGAUGGAAUGAUCAAUUGCACAAACCAUUGCAUGCUGCAGGUCAUUACUUGAAUCCGGCAGUCUUUUAUAAAGAUGUGAAAGGUAUUUUGGCUUGUUCAGAGGUUAUCGAAGGCUUGCACGAGUGUAUUCUAAAACUGGUUCCCGACAUAAAUAUGCAAGAUCAGAUCAUGAAAAAGGAAACGGCUUUGUAUCGGGACGUUGUUUCCUGUUUCGGAAAUCCUUUAGCUAUUCGACAUAGAAAUCAAAUGGCACCAGCUGAAUGGUGGAAACAUUAUGGGUCUAAGGCACCAAAUUUACAAAACUUUGCAAUUCGAGUCUUGAGCCUAACUUGUAGUGCUACUGGCUGUGAGAGGAAUUGGAGUACUUUUCAACAUAUUCAUAGCAAAAAGAGGAAUCGUUUGGCACAAGAACGCUUGAACAACUUAGUGUUUGUGAAAUACAACAGAGAUCUUGAGCGAAGAUUCAACAUACAAAACGUCACUGAUCCUAUACUCCUAAGUGACAUUGACGAUAGUAAUGAAUGGUUAAUGGGUAGGAUGGAGGGGGAGGAUGAGGAUGAGGGGGGUGAUGAUUUUGUCUUCCAAAAUGAGUCGCUCAGAUGGAGAGAUGUUGGUAGAGCUUCUGGUGUGUUGGAGCCAUCUCACAAUACUAGAAGCAACACAAAUACUCGAGAUCAUGCCUCAAGUUCCAAGUCUACUCGUAGUCUUGUGGAUGAAGAUGAAGAGAAUGAAGAUAUAAACUUGGUUGGAGCAGAGUUUGAUGAAGGAGAAGAUGACUAUCAUCUAAGUGAAGAUGAUAUAUAACUUUCUUUUGACAUUUUUAGACAAUGGUUUCAAUUAUUUAUUUUGUGUUUUACUUAUGACUUAUGAAUUGUUUUGAUAUUUUGAUAAUUUCUAUUUUCCACUUUAUCUCUAUUCACAUGAAUUACGUCUACAUUUAUAUUA